AUGGAUACAACCAAACACAAGACGGACACAGCAAAACACAAUAUGGAUACAACCAAACACAAGACGGACACAACAAAACACAAUAUGGAUACAACCAAACACAAGACGGACACAACUGAACACAAUAUGGAUAAACACAAGACAACCAAACACAAUAUGGAUGCAACUAAACACAAGACGGACACAACUGAACACAAUAUGGAUGCAACUAAACACAAGACGGACACAACCAAACACAAGACGGACACAACUAAACACAAGACGGGCACAACCAAACACAAGACGGACACAACCAAACACAAGACGGACACAACCAAACACAAGACGGACACAACCAAACACAAUAUGGAUACAACCAAACACAAGACGGACACAAACUAA
This is a messenger RNA of Haliotis rubra (blacklip abalone), 381 nucleotides long. Its product is annotated as hyphal wall protein 2-like. The record is from RefSeq and is a predicted model, not a curated record. Bases 1 to 381 code for a protein of 126 amino acids. NCBI's taxonomy places the organism in Eukaryota, Metazoa, Mollusca, Gastropoda, Lepetellida, Haliotidae. The transcript has a single exon.